Messenger RNA from Ochotona curzoniae (black-lipped pika), 1447 nucleotides. It is a transcript of the gene CRB3, whose product is annotated as crumbs cell polarity complex component 3. The record is from RefSeq and is a predicted model, not a curated record. The coding region runs from base 538 to 1131 and encodes 197 amino acids. NCBI's taxonomy places the organism in Eukaryota, Metazoa, Chordata, Mammalia, Lagomorpha, Ochotonidae. The transcript is spliced from 7 exons.
AACUGGGGUGUCCCCCCCCACCAGCAGCCCUUCCACAGGGAGGACGAUGAAGUCGGGGUGUCGGGGCACCGGACCUCACGCCCACUCGGUGCACCUGCUGCAGGUCCCGCCCACCCGUGCAGGGCGCAGUUGUCCAGCCUGCCCAGUUAGGAGGAAGAGGGACAGCUUAGCUGGACACCGGAGCGAUUCAGCCACACGAGGGACGUGCCCGGCCCUCGCCCCAAAAGAAUCUCCAGUCGGGGAGCCGCGCGCACUCUGCCCACCCGCCCCCCAUACAGGUGCACUCCGUGAACCGCACGCUGCGCGAGGACAGAAGUGCGUGAUGGCGCAGCGGCCGUGCAAGGCAGAGGGUUUCCACGCACCUGUGGCUCCGCGCGGGUGGUGCGUGAACUUCUGUGCGCGUGUGUCUUCUCCGCAGGUGCGCCUUCUCUGGGCUCCGCCCCUUCUCCGGACUCCGCCCCUCGCUCCUUUAGGCUCAGGUGCACCAGCCGGAAGUGCGCUCCCGUCCCAGGUGAGUGACUAAACUUUCCGGGUCACAUGAGCGGGCGGGGCCGGUGGGGGUCGGAGCACCGACCGACUGAGCAAGGUUGGAGUACGGAGAGGGACGCGGACAGGGCAGCGCGGCGAGAUCCAGGCGCCCGGGCCAGGUACCCAGUGGCAGGUACUCCCACCCCCAAGCCGGCGGCUCGCGAUGCGGUAGGAGUGGCGCGCUCCCAAAGCCCGGUGUUCGGCUCCACCACCCCGGCGCCCCAGCCCAUGGCGAUCUCGGCGCUGGGGCUGCUCCUGGCGCUCGGCCUGCCGCUGCUGCUGACCCGCUGGGGCCGAGCUUGGGCUCAAGAAACCAGCGCGACGGCCACUUUGGCGAAUGAGACCAGUACUGUUCCACCCACGGGUCCCAGCUCCGAUGGGGGCCUGUCCCAGGGCGCCAUUACCGCCAUCAUUGUGGUCUUCUCCAUCCUGGGGGUGCUCAUCGUGGUGGUGCUGCUGUUCCUGCUGGUGCGGAAGCUUCAGGAGAAACGACAGACAGAGGGCACCUACCGGCCCAGCAGUGAGGAGCAGUUCUCCCAUGCGGCCGAGGCGCAGGCCCCUCAGGACUCCAAGGAGCCGGUGCGGGGCUGCCUGCCCAUCUAGGUCCCUCUUCUGUUUUUCUCCUCUUGCUGUGUGGCCUUGGGCAGGGGACCAGGGGGGCCUCUCUGGACCCUCCCCCGUCUCACUCAGUGCUUAAGCCAAUAGGUGCUUCCAAAAUCCUUGCCUUGAUGGGCGAAGGAGGGUGGGGCUGUACCCUUUUGUAUAUUUAUAUAAAACUGGGAGGGAGAGAGAGAGAGAGAGAGAGAUGGUUUUCUAGCUGGAACAUGCGGGCAUUAGCCUGGGUGGGCAAGGCAGGUGGCCAGGAUCUCAGGGGACAGAGGAGGAGGGUUUUCUGGGGAGAUAACCCCGCACCCCCGAA